AUGUACCAGCCGUUCCGACGACUGGAGCAACUUCUAGAAGGGGUAGACAAUUAUGCUGCAGCAUAUUCCCUCUUUCUUCAAUCGGGUGCUUCUCCACCAUCCCUUGCAGAUGACAUCCAUCGACUUGAGGCAAUGGAAAGAACAGAUUGCGCAACAAAUCUAGAGGAGGAACAAGUAGCUGAGGAGAGUAACCAGAUUGUAUCAAGCACAGUGCAGGAUUGGAUGCUGCUAUGCCAGCACGCACCUCAGUUUUUAAAUUUAGUCGAUGAGAGAAGACAUGUUGACUGGUCACUAGCUGCCAAAACUUAUGAAAAUCUUGACAAAAUGCCACACUUUAUCGCUCAACACCGCCAGUUUUACGUGCCUCAACAUACAAACACGGUCGCUGAUCCUGAGCGUCUUCAAGGCAACCAGCUUCAUGCUUACAACAUUGUCCGUGAGCAUUUUGAAAAUGGAUCAUCAUGCAAGCAGCCGCUCAGAAUUAUUGUCUCUGGUACAGCUGGAACUGGAAAGUCAUACCUCAUUCAGUGCUUGAAACGUCUUCUGGGAAACGGCCUUCGUGUCGCAGCCCCUACUGGAGUAGCUGCAUUCAAUGUGGAUGGCUACACCCUCCACGCUCUGUUAGGGCUUCCCAUCAAAGGAGAUUUUAAAGAGCUCGAGAGCAACCGCCUUCGAAACAUCCAAGAAUCACUGGCAGCUGUAGAAUACAUCAUCAUUGAUGAGAUGUCCAUGGUAGGCAGAAAGCUUUUUGGUCAAGUAGACAGACGCUUGCGUCAGGUGUUUCCCCACAGAGCAGCUGAACUUUUCGGUGGAUGCUCCUGCUUACUUAUUGGUGACUGGGGUCAGUUACCUCCUGUCAUGGAUCUGCCUCUAUACACUACAGAGUCUCGAACAGAACUGUCUGAUCUUGGAAGUGCCAACUAUCGUAUGUUCGAUUGUGCCAUUGUACUAGAUCAAGUGAUGAGGCAGGCUGGACUAGAUUCCGAUCAACAAAUUUUCCGCAACCUGCUUCUCCGUUUGAGAAAUGCUGAGUCAACCAUUGAUGAUUGGAGACAUCUCAUGAGACAGACGCCAGCUGAAGUGGAAGACAUUGCACCGUUUACUGGUGCCCUGCAUCUAUACACCACUACCGAAGCUGUUGCCGAGCACAAUAACAGCAAGCUGCGUGCGAGUGACUACCCGGUAGCCACAAUCAAGGCUCUCAAUUCAGGUGCAGAUACAUGCAAGGCCUCGGCUGAUGAUGCAGGUGGAUUGGAGCCGAUUGUCUGCAUUGCUCAUGCAGCCCGUGUCAUGCUUACUGCCAAUUUAUGGGUUGAAGUUGGCUUGGUAAAUGGCGCCAUUGGCACAGUAGUUGCAAUAUGUUAUAUGGAUGGCCAGAAUCCGCCGCAAUUGCCUGUAGCAGUAACCGUAAAAUUUGACAACUACACAGGUCCUACUCUCCCAGACGGCACUGUCCCCAUCACUCCACUUCGUCGCAGCUGGUUCUCAACCAGCCAACAGUGUUCUCGCCUUCAGCUGCCUCUUAAGCUAGCCUGGGCUAUCACCAUUCAUAAGGCCCAAGGUAUGACAAUCAAUAAAGUAGUCAUCGAUGUGGGAAAAAGGGAAUUUGCUUCUGGGUUGACAUUUGUGGCAUGUUCACGUGUUCGUCGCCUCAACGACUUGCUAUUUGUUCCUCCCUUUCCAUUUCAACGAAUAGCCACCUCUAGCAAGAGCAGUCGCCUCAAUGACAGGUUGAAGGAAGAUGCUAGGCUGCAACAGCUGAGUGCUACUUCAGCAAAUCGAGCAAUUGUAUUGUAAUGCUGUAGCAAGGAGAGCACCAAAGGUGGGGCAAAAGGCAGAAAAACAUUGUGUAACCACACUUAAUCGCUCUGGUACUGUAUCCUCGCGGUGCACAACCGCUCAGGAAAUAUAGCGUCGUUGGCUGCGCAGCAAUGAAAGAUGUUCUUACUGCGCAUGAUCAGCUACAGUGCGUUUGAAAUUUUUGACUUAGCUUACGAAAGAAAGUUUGCACAGAGUCGGCAAAAAAUCUCUCGGUCUUUCGGUUAUGACCGUCGUGGGUUUAGCUGGGUGUAUGU
Corticium candelabrum is the source of this 2075-nucleotide messenger RNA. RefSeq names its product ATP-dependent DNA helicase PIF1-like. The transcript has 3 exons. Lineage: Eukaryota; Metazoa; Porifera; Homoscleromorpha; Homosclerophorida; Plakinidae. The record is from RefSeq and is a predicted model, not a curated record. Gene Ontology annotation, biological process: telomere maintenance; DNA repair. Bases 1 to 1797 code for a protein of 598 amino acids. Gene Ontology annotation, molecular function: DNA helicase activity.